This is a messenger RNA of Actinia tenebrosa (Australian red waratah sea anemone), 2200 nucleotides long. RefSeq lists its product as uncharacterized. Gene Ontology annotation, biological process: snRNA pseudouridine synthesis; rRNA pseudouridine synthesis; box H/ACA sno(s)RNA 3'-end processing. Gene Ontology annotation, cellular component: box H/ACA snoRNP complex. The record is from RefSeq and is a predicted model, not a curated record. Gene Ontology annotation, molecular function: RNA binding; pseudouridine synthase activity. NCBI's taxonomy places the organism in Eukaryota, Metazoa, Cnidaria, Anthozoa, Actiniaria, Actiniidae.
AAGAUAACUUUCAUCUUCAACAUUUGGCGUUUUUCUCGAAUUCCUCUGUAGGCAAUAGUAGAUCCCAUUUUAAAUCCCACUUCGGCACACUCUUCAAAGCCAUUCUGUCUUAGACAGUGAAAAUUUUCUUCCACUUUGUUAGUCCCCGAUCACCUUAAGCCAUCAAGAACUAAAGCUAUAACAGAUCUUAUUAGGUCUCUUGGCUUUUGUCAUGUUUUUCCAACCAUGGUAUCCCUGUGGUGCAAAUGAUAAUACCUGGAGACGAGUGUUCGUUCAAGCACGUGGAGAAACAUGGCGGACGAAGGAGAAAAGGCCCGUAAGAAGCACAAGAAGGAUAAAACCAAGACAGACGAUAGUGAAACAGGAACUCCAAAGAAAUCCAAAAAGAGGAAGAGUGAGGGUGACACAGGUCUCCCAGAGGAACAGACUAAUGGAGAUUAUCACCUAAAACCAUCUUCCACCACUCCUGCACUGGACACAUCAAAGUGGCCUCUGCUACUUAAGAAUUAUGACAAGCUGAAUGUUCGUACUGGUCAUUUCACUCCUUUACCUAAUGGUUGUUCGCCACUAAAAAGAGACAUAAAGGAUUAUAUUUCGAGUGGUUUUAUCAAUCUGGAUAAGCCAGCAAAUCCCUCUUCACAUGAGGUAGUAGCAUGGUUGAAAAGAAUCCUGCGUGUAGAGAAAACAGGACAUAGUGGAACUCUUGAUCCUAAAGUCACAGGCUGUCUGAUUGUCUGUAUUGACAGAGCUACAAGACUUGUCAAAUCACAGCAAGGAGCAGGAAAGGAAUAUGUGUGUGUGGUAAGACUUCAUAGUGCAAUAGAAGGUCAGGAGGAAUUAGCUAGGACCCUAGAGACUUUAACUGGAGCCCUCUUCCAAAGACCACCUCUGAUAUCUGCUGUUAAAAGACAACUGAGGAUCAGAACCAUUUAUGAAAGCAAACUUCUUGAGUUUGACAAAGAUCGACAUUUAGGUGUGUUCUGGGUGAGCUGCGAAGCUGGUACCUACAUCAGGACUCUCUGUGUUCAUAUUGGUUUUCUUCUGGGUAUUGGAGCUCACAUGCAAGAAUUGAGAAGAGUCAGAUCUGGCAUUCAGUCUGAAAAUGAGAAGAUGUCCACUAUGCACGACAUCCUUGAUGCACAGUACCUAUAUGAUAACUCAAGAGAUGAGACAUACUUGCGCAGAUGUAUUCAGCCAUUAGAAGCCUUGUUAACUUCACAUAAACGAUUGGUUGUAAAGGAUAGUGCUGUCAAUGCUAUUUGUUAUGGUGCCAAGCUGAUGAUUCCUGGUCUACUGCGAUAUGAAUCUGGUAUUGAAAUGAACGAACAGAUUGUGAUCAUGACCACCAAAGGCGAGGCCAUUGCAUUAGGUAUAGCACUGAUGACUACAGCUGUGAUGUCAACAUGUGAUCACGGAGUUGUUGCUAAAAUCAAACGUGUUAUAAUGGAGAGAGACACGUAUCCACGAAAAUGGGGUCUUGGCCCAAAGGCUUUGAAAAAGAAACAAUUGAUCCUGGAAGGUAAACUGGACAAGUUUGGUAAACCAAAUGAAAAGACACCCGAAGCGUGGAAUGCAGAACACCCUGAUCUAAGUAGUACUAAGAAAAAAUCCAAAUCCGAGGAAGCGCCAGAAACGCCAAGACAAGAACCAGCUGAAGAAGCUAAAAAGCGCAAAAGGUCAGAAGAUGAAAGCUCUGAAGAAGCUGCUACUCCUUCGAAGAAGGAAAAGAAGAAAGCCAAGAAAGAGAAACGAAAAUCUAAGGACAAAGAAGAAAGCGAGGAGGAAGAGAAAAAAGAAAAGAAGAAGAAAAAGAAGAAGAAGAAAGAGAAGGAGAAGACAAAAGAAUCCGAUAGUGACUCAUCAGAGUAAUGAACAUGGUUUCUUUUUAGGAUUUUUACAUUAUUUUUGUGAAUACAUUUUACAACCGAAACGCAUUCUGUUGACUACKUUUUCAUCAUGUAUCUGUGUAAAAUGAAAGCGAAUUAGAAUUAUUCUGAUCUUUGUACGUCAUAAGGUCAUUGGUAUUUCAUCGUAUAUUGUUCUAUUUGAGCGGUAGAACAAUUCAAACACAACUAUGUCACUCUUGUAUGUAGUGCCUGCAAAAUUGUUGAACUUACAGCAUUGCGAUCUUUGAUGAUAUGAAUGUAAAUGUACGCGUACACUGUAAAACAAAUCAAACCGAUAAAUUUGUUAUUCUUUA